AUGUUGAAAUCACUUUUGAGAAUUCUCAAAAGCGAUUUCAACCCAGCUGGGCCCCAGGUGAGAACCCCGUCGCACACCUUUUUGAGUCAACUGGAUAAUGGUUUCCCUCCUUUUCUUUCUCGUCGCACCCGUCACCAGGCGCCGUUUCACGAGUACCUGAAGAACCCCAACCGAGUCUUUGACGCAUUCUUCCCGGACAAGCAGCGCUCUGAAAAGCUCUCCGAGGACGAAUGGCGGAUCCACAUGCUGCCAAUCACCUUCUUCCUCGUCACAGCGCGGCCAAUAGUGGACAUGCGAAUAUUCCUCGACCAACCCUCCCCUCUACUCGACCGAGUGCGAGAUGCCUCCUCCGUGAAGCAUGUCAUGCGCCUGCAAGCGACCAACUGGGAGCUCAAAGGAGUGGAUUACGACCCUGCCAACUUCUCUCUCGAUAUGGCGGUGACAGUUGGCAUGCAGGUGCCGCCCAACCUCUUCCUCGUGCCCCGCCAGUCUAUUGAGGCCGUUGGCAGUGCGGUGUUGCAGCAGCUGCUGGCAUCAAUGAAGGACAAGGUGAACAACCGAGUCCUGAGCGACUAUGCCAAGUUCUCUGCUGAGCGUGCCCGCUCCGCUGCCAGCUCCAGGCGCCUCCCCAACUCCAACGCCUGA
Molecule: messenger RNA, 645 nt
Organism: Closterium sp. Yama58-4
Lineage: Eukaryota; Viridiplantae; Streptophyta; Zygnematophyceae; Desmidiales; Closteriaceae
Source: the annotation of a GenBank genome assembly